CCGUCUCUCUCUAGGGUUCAUUUUUCGUUGAAAUGUUCAGCGCCAUGGAUGACGUCAGAGACACAUCUGCUUGGGUUGCGAAUCAUUCCUCUCAUGUCAUCGUUGAUUCUUCAGAAAUCGAGAAAGUUGUUGACAAAAUCGGUGGAGCGGUUCCUGAGGUGAGAUGGGAUUUCGAAGGGAUUCACUAUUUUGACGACGGACCUCUUACUGUUCAGUACCUCUUCGUGUUGGAUGCUUUGAACUUCUGCUUCUGGCCUGAUAAGGAUCUGACUUACGACCAUUUGGCCUCGGGACUCAAGGAUGCUUUGGAGAAGGACGAAUCCAUGUUUGAUGCUGAUCGCCUUCAACAGUUCACUGGUACUCAAUUGCGUGAAAUAUUGGGAUGGCCCAGGCCUCUCCCGCUGGAGGAAGAGCGUGUCCGCUUGUUGCAUGAGGUUGGACGAGAACUGGAAACGAACUUUGGUGGCAAAGCUUCAAAUCUUGUGGAAUCUUGUGGAAGAUCGGCUGUUAAGCUUGUUACUCUUAUCACUAGGCACUUUCCCGGUUUUAGAGACCAUUCACUGUACAAGGGUCGGCAGGUGUUUUUGUACAAAAGAGCACAGAUAUUUGUAGCAGACUUAUGGGGUGCAUUUAAGGGCCAGCGAUAUGGCGAAUUCUAUGACAUUGGUUCAAUCACCAUGUUUGCAGACUACAUUGUUCCUGCUGUGCUUCAGCAGCUUGGUGUAUUGAAGUAUAGCUCAAGCCUUUCCAGCUCUAUCAGAGAUAAUACAGAGAUACUUCCAGGCAGUGAGGAAGAGGUUGAACUUCGGGCAUGCUCUAUUCACGCUGUGGAGAAAAUAAGGGAAUUACUUAAUAUAAAAGCAGAAAAGAAGGUGUUAAGCCUCGAGUUAGACCUUUGGCUGUGGUCAGUUGGCAUCCAGUGCUCGUCUCUUCAACACCACAGGACUCUCUCAAUCUAUUACUGAGUGAAUCAUCAAAAUUUACUCUUAGAAAGUUUUUGAUGUGAUAGAAUUAUAAACCAUCAAACUCAUGUCUCGUCGUUGUCAUCAAGUGCCCGAAUUUCGAA
Messenger RNA from Tarenaya hassleriana, 1066 nucleotides. RefSeq names its product UPF0553 protein-like. The coding region runs from base 33 to 965 and encodes 310 amino acids. The transcript has 8 exons. The record is from RefSeq and is a predicted model, not a curated record. NCBI's taxonomy places the organism in Eukaryota, Viridiplantae, Streptophyta, Magnoliopsida, Brassicales, Cleomaceae.